GUGUAUGUAGUGUAGCCUAGUUAUUAAGGACCUGGGUUGAUAAAAUUUUACGUUCAAACGCUGCCAUUAUGCUGUUGAGAAAGACACUUAAAAGCAUGCAUGCAUAAAAACAAACUAAAUUAACUUUCCUAUGUUGACACUUCCUUUUGAAAACAAUUUUGGGGCCAGAUAAAUGUUUUAUCUACCCCUAAAUGAUGCAAAUUAGUACUAAUAUGCACAUUUUAGUUACCUUUCAAAUUACUGCCACAGUAACAAUCUGUUGUACCAUUUAAGGUACCAGUUUUUUGCUGACAGUGUAACGGAUAUGUAAAAAGUCAUAAAAAAAAUCCAAUUUACAGUGUGCUGUAAGUCACUCAACAAUUUUCAUAGUCCUAGAUGGUGUAGCUACUGUAGAUGCCAAGAUAUACUAUUUGACUGAGUAUGUAGCUUGUUUGGGGGGGAACAAAGAAACAUUUCUCUGCCAGUUUUAAUGAAUCAACUAUAAACCUCCAUGUUUAAUGCAGCCUCAGAGCAUAAAACAAACUGCAAAUGUGCAGCUUCAUAAUAACUCACCCAAACCCACACCAGCACACACACCCGCUCAUCACCACCUACGCAUGCAGGAAGAGGGAAGGUAGAAGAUCCACCUACGCAUGUUUAAAACACACCCAUGCAGUGCACUCGAGGAAGGUCGUCCAACUGGGCAACAUACAAAUACCCCUAUACAUCUACAUCUGAACAUCAAAGCCAAAACAAACUGAAGGAGAAAAUUUGUUUUAUAUCAUACGUAUAGAUAUGACCUUCUUUUUAAAAAAAAAAAAAAAAAAAAAAAGAGAGAAAGCAUAUACGUGCAGUGCGUGCAAACUAAAGAAGAGAGAAAGCAAAAGCAAAGGAUCAAAGGUAGCAAAAAGCUUUGAAGCAGAUAAAAAAAUGGGAUAAGAUGCUUGUGUGCCUUUACCGGUUGAUGUCAAGAUCUUGAGGGAGAUAAAGAAGGUUUUUUUUUUUUUUUUUUUCUUUUAUAGAGAAGACCUUGAUUAUAAUCAUCAAUUAAAACAUCAUUUAGACCUUUGCUGGUUAGUGACAUAAGAGAUAUAAUGAUUAAGGUUGGCAAAAGCAAGAGACUAGAAAUCAGCUAUAAUGUGUCUUAAAGGUUUUAAAAUAUCAUAUCAAGCUGCAAGGGAGCUUUUUCUAUUUAUAUGGAACAGAAAUAUGUCUAUCGAAUGGAUCUCUCAAAUGUUUCUCAUUUAACAUAAAUUUACUAUUUAUGUUAUUCAUAAUUGAAAGAUGAUCUCAGUCCUGCUUAUGUACUGUAUUUACUCUAGGCAAAUAAUAAUUAAGAUUAAUCUAUUCAUCAUCUGGAUUCAAUCCAUUCAACUACAAUAAUCCUGUGUGAGAUUUACAAAAUAACAUAUAAACAAAAACUAACACGAAUGACAAUGUAAGAGAAAAAUGCUACGCGCCCCACUCCAAAUGUAUGCAAAGCACUUGUAAACAUGUGGCUGGGACUGGAAUUCAAUAUAAAUUCAUUUCAACAAGUCAAAAGUGCAUGCAAAUAUCUGACCGAUAGCUUUGACAUUAUACAUCUGAUGUUGCACUUAUGCAAAGCCAUUAAGCGCCCACAGUAUUAAGUAGAUUAUGUAUGUGACGUUACAUAACUUGCAAAUACAAUAGAGAUGGAAUAGAAAUCCGGUUCAUAAUAUUUAAUAAUAUUCUAAAGAGUUUAAGGUCACAAAAUCAAUUCUAUCAAAUCUCUGAUAUAGGUAUGUUUAAAAUAAAUCUUAAAAAAAACAAAAAAACAUUAAUUAUUAAAAUGGGUAGGACAUAUAUUAAGUCAUUUGAAAACUUCCUUAGUUCUUGCUGUCUUUCAAUGUUUAAUUCGCUACUCAUCCAUGGGCCAAAAUCCAUCAUGAAGCACUUUCUAUCAAAUCCACAAACAAAUACUAUGGAAAUUUUUGUAUGAACGCAUUGUGCAAGCCACAUUUCAAUUGUCUAUUCAACACACAUUUUUCCAGACAAAUAUUUUGUACCAGAUCUUUUUUCUGUGCUCAUGUUCUGUCACUGCACUAUACACAAAGUGUUUCUGAACAUACAAGUUCUGUGACUGGGAAAUAACACCCUGUUUGAUAACAAAAAUGUUUUUCCUUUGACUCAUAUUUUACUGAAGUACACCUACAACAACUUUCUACACAAUACAUAAGAAACUCCUCUGACCUAAACAGUUAUUUAGUUGCUUUGCACUAAAAAGUAGCAAGACAGAGCGCAAAUGAAGAAAGCAAAAAGCAAGGAUUUUUUUUAAGUUUAACUUGAUAGUGUCGUAAAAACACAGCACUGAAAAAAAAAAUUGAGAUUAGAUGCAACUGGAAAGCACCAGCAAUUAACAAAGUAGCACAGAGUGAACAACCCCUUAUACUUCAAAGCUUUACUCUGUGAAUUAUCAGUGUCAUUUAAAACGUGCUUGAACAUUGAGGUGAGACCAGAACAUUUCCAUGUGAAGCCGGAAUGAAACUUGAUGUAGACCCUUAAUUUACUUGCAAAGCACAUGCAAGCUGAUCAGAAGUGUGGGGUGGGGCGUAUUACUCACAUACGUGUUGUCAGUUGACCAUCUAACUAUCAUAAUCACUCGCCACUGAGAGAAUCACAACACAUCAAAACAAGAAGAGCCUAAGCAAUACUGAGAAUGGCUAAGGAGUGGACGCUUCUGUUGCUCUGUGGCAUUCUGGGGUCUGGACUCAGCGAGAAUCCAUCAUGGUUUGAGAACAUCUCGACAAAUCUUUUCAAAUCCCCUGGAGAUAUUAUGAUAGGAGGACUUUUCCCCAUUAACGAACUCACCAGUGUACUGAGCAAACGGGUGAAGCCUGACGAUCUUGAGUGCAACAGUAUAAGCACAUAUGGUCUGUCUCUCUCAUUGGUGAUGAAGUUCUCUGUGGAUGAGAUCAAUUCCUUAGAGGAUCUUCUACCUGGAAUCACACUAGGAUUUGAAAGUUAUGACACCUGCAUGCAACCAGCCGUUGUCAUGAAGCCCGUCCUCCAGCUUCUCACAAAGGAGUCAACAGAGGAACUGGACAUCUCCUGUAACUACACCGACUACAAGACUCGUGUUAUAGCUAUCAUAGGCCCAAACAGUUCUGAGUUGGUCCCGGUCAUUGGCAAGCUGAUUGGGUUUUUUCUGAUGCCACUGAUUAGCUAUGGUGCCACCAGCGACAUGUUCAGCGACAAAGAGACCUUCCCGUCCUUCAUGCGCACAGUUCCCAGUGAUCGCUGGCAGGUUGCGGCCAUGGUGCAGCUUCUGAAAGAGUUUGGGUGGAACUGGGUCUCAAUAGUAGGUAGUGAUGAUGAAUACGGACAGAAGGGUCAGCAGCAGUUUUCCAGCAUGGCCAAUGAGGAGUCCAUCUGUGUGGCAUAUCAGGGUUUGAUUCCUGUAUACAGUGAUCCAGAGCCAGCGAUAAAAGAGAUUCUCAGUCGAAUUGUGGACGCCAAAGUAGGAGUGGUGGUGGUCUUCUCUCUCCCCAAGCCAGCCAGAGACUUCUUCAUAGAGGUAAUCAAACGCAACAUAACAGCCGUUUGGGUGGCAAGCACAGGAUGGUCUCUGAACGAUGGUGUAUUUACCCUGCCCGGCAUCAAUUCAAUAGGCACAGUACUGGCGUUUGCAGACAUCACCAGACCUCUUCGCCUAUUCAGUCCCUAUAUACAUGAGCUCUUGAAAAAAAUGGAGGAGACACAAAUCCCCCAGGAGCCAGAUACAGAAAUCUCCCCUCUGGACAACCCUUGCCCAAGCUGCAGCUACCUUAGCCAAGCCAACAUGAGCAUGGUAGAGGUAAAACUUGUGCAACGGUCAGCUUUCAGUGUGUAUACUGCCAUCUACUGUGUUGCAUAUGCACUGCAUGACUUGCUUGGAUGCAAUGCCACCAGCUGUGCUCUAAAUCCCAAGACUGACAAAGUCUAUCCUUGGCAGCUGUUACAGAAACUCCAAAAAGUUUCUGUAGAUCUAGAGGGAGCCAAUUUUAAGUUUGAUAAAGAGGGUAAUCCAAACUUUGGCUACGAUUUUAUGCAAUGGAUCUUUAAUGACACCACUGUGCAAUUUGAUGGAAUUGGAUACUUUUAUCAGAACCUCACAAUUGAUAAAGAAGACAUAAAAUGGCACACGAAAAAUGGGAAGGUGCCAUUGUCCACUUGCUCCUCAGACUGUGGAAUAGGACAAGUGCGCAGAGUUAAAGGCUUCCACUCCUGCUGUUUCGACUGCAUUGACUGCAAGGAGGGAACGUACCUAAACAACUCAGAUGACAUCCAGUGUAGAGCAUGUCCCACUGGCCAGUGGUCCACCCUGCGAAGCACAAGCUGUGUCUAUCCCAUCUAUACUUACCUGGACUGGAGCAACUAUGAGUCAAUCGGACUCAUUCUGGGAGGAAUUUUGGUGCUUGCAUCACAUGUAUGGGUAGGGGCUCUAUUUUUCAUGCACAGAGGAACUUCACUGGUGAAAACUGCAGGUGGACCGUUGAUUGGCCUUACCCUGUUGAGCCUAGCGGGAGAAUGUAUAAGCCUGGUGCUGUUCCUGGGUCAGCCGGGAGACAUCGUGUGCCGUCUGCAGCAGCCACUAAACGCCUUUUUUCCCACUGUGGCCCUCUCAGUCAUUCUGACCAUUUCCCUUCAGAUUGUGUGCGUCACAGAGUUCCCUGAAAAGUCUCCUGAUCACCUGGAGAACCUACGAGGACGAGGAAGCUUGUUUGUGAUUCUGGGAUGUUGCGGGCUCCAGGCGGGACUAUGUGGUUGGUACGCCCGAGAAGGUCCCUCCCUGACCCAAUACGUGGCCAGUUUGGAGGUGAACUAUGUGAAAACUUUUCUGCGUUGCCCAGUGGAGCCCAUGUUAAACUGCGGCUUGAUGCUCGGUUUCAAUGUUCUUCUGGCACUGAUAUCAUUCAUGUCCACCUUCAUGGCUCUAAAGCCACCAGGACAGUACAACCUGGCCAGAGAUAUCACCAUCUCCACCUUGAGUUACUGUGUAGUGUGGGUGAUGUUCAUCCCCAUCUACACAAGUCUAAAUGAUAAAGAUAAGUCUAUUGCUCAAGUAGGAGUCAGUUUACUUAGUAACAUAGGGCUGGUAGCAGCCUAUUUCUUCCCUAAAUGCCACUUGUUGGUCAAACACCCAGAACUCAACACAGAUGAUCACUUUCGUACAUUUUUAGAAGGGGUCCCACCAACACCACCUGAAGAAAGCUAGAAACAACUGCUAAAUUAUUAAUAUUAUUGUUAUUAGGCUCUGUGGUAUGUAUGGUAUGCCUGAUUGCGAUUGGUCAGUCGCUGUAGUUUGUGGUCAAAUAUUUUUUUAUAACGGUCCUAAUGAUCCUUUCUUUCUUAGUUCUCACAUAAAUCAUUUCAACGUCAAUCAAUUUUUAAUUUGGUAAGCAGUAUGCAGUCAUCUGCUAUAAUUAUAUAUAUAUAUAUAUAUAUAUAUAUAUACAGUCAAACCAAAAAUUAUUCAGACAUUUUUUAUAUAUUUUUACUAGUGGGUGCAGGACACUAUAGUUCAUUUAUGUAAGUGAGGAUAGCAAAAUAAAGUAAACUGUGACAUAUUAUACCCAAAAAUUAUUCAUACAGUGGACUACCAGUAAAACUGAUAAAAAUUUGGAACCAAAAAUUAUUCAGACACUUUGACCUGACCAUGUUUUGCUUAAGUGUUAUCUGACCUAAUUAAGAUUUUUUUCUGACACAGUUUAACUCUAAGAUCUUGUCAUAUUUUAUUACCAUUUUUUUUUAAACUAUAGUGAAUAAACUGUAUUAAUAAAUUAAAUGUUCAAGGUGUCUGAAUAAAUUUUGGUUUGACUGUAUACUGGACAUUCAUACAAUAUUGCAAUUCACUGACUUUUAAUAAAGUAAAUAGGAAAUAAUUAUUGUCAAAUAGUUCAAAUUAUUUGA
This is a messenger RNA of Ctenopharyngodon idella (grass carp), 5889 nucleotides long. Its product is annotated as taste receptor type 1 member 3. The transcript has 9 exons. Gene Ontology annotation, biological process: sensory perception of umami taste; sensory perception of sweet taste; G protein-coupled receptor signaling pathway. Gene Ontology annotation, molecular function: G protein-coupled receptor activity. Gene Ontology annotation, cellular component: membrane. Lineage: Eukaryota; Metazoa; Chordata; Actinopteri; Cypriniformes; Xenocyprididae. Bases 2657 to 5194 code for a protein of 845 amino acids. The record is from RefSeq and is a predicted model, not a curated record.